Dufourea novaeangliae is the source of this 1349-nucleotide messenger RNA. RefSeq names its product synaptobrevin homolog YKT6 (gene Ykt6). NCBI's taxonomy places the organism in Eukaryota, Metazoa, Arthropoda, Insecta, Hymenoptera, Halictidae. Gene Ontology annotation, biological process: endoplasmic reticulum to Golgi vesicle-mediated transport. The record is from RefSeq and is a predicted model, not a curated record. Gene Ontology annotation, cellular component: Golgi apparatus. Gene Ontology annotation, molecular function: SNAP receptor activity. The transcript is spliced from 4 exons. The coding region runs from base 139 to 741 and encodes 200 amino acids.
AAAGAAAAUAGAAGUAGUUAUUGAAUCACAUCUGGAAAUAAAAAAAUCCACGGGUUGGAUGUACACUUGACGCGUGUGUCGUGUGUUAAAGAAAUUAAACUAACGGCAACGUUUUAUAGUAAACGGUGCUAAAAAAAAAUGGUAAAGUUAUACGCGUUGUGUGUUCUACAUAAAAAGCCUACGUCGGCGACAACCGUGAAGGCUGCGUACGACGUAGAGUCGUUCUCGUUUUUCCAAAGAGGAAGCGUCAAAGAGUUUAUGGGCUUUGUAAGCAAGACGAUUGUAGAAAGGACUCAGCUGAGUUGCAGGCAGAGCGUGAAAGAAGGAGAUUACAUGUGUCACGUGUACGUGAGAGCGGACAAUCUAGCCGCGGUUCUUAUAUCGGAUCACGAAUACCCGAAAAGAGUGGCGCACACAUUGAUCACGAGAGUCAUGGACGAUUUCGCAGCCAGAUAUCCGAAUUCCACGUGGGAUACACUGAGCGAGGCCACGACCGAUUUCUCGCAGAUCAAUGUCUACCUAGCUAAAUAUCAGAAUCCUAAUGAAGCGGACGCUCUUACGAAAAUGCAAACCGAUUUAGACGAAACAAACAUCAUUUUGCGCAACACGCUCGAGGCUGCGCUUCAAAGAGGAGAGAAAUUGGACGAUCUCGUUUUGAAGUCGGAAGGUCUUAGUGCACAGUCGAAGGCCUUCUACAAAACUGCACGAAAAACUAAUUCCUGUUGCAGUUUGACCCCUUAAAAAAAGCUUCUCAUUAACAAAUCGUGCUGACUGUACUUCAGCGAAUAUAUAUGUCAUUUUUUUCUAAUGACGGCGCAAAGUGCAAAGAAUUAGUAUUAUACACGUGUCCUCGGUAACAGAAAUUAAUUAAACGAUGUUCUAAUUCUGUCGUGUGCAAAGUUAAAUAUUAAAUGUACAGAUUGUUUAUACAUAGGAUGUAUGGUUACACUUAAAUGUCAGACCACUGCCGGUUUUGCCCAGUUGAUUUUAAAGCAAAAAUAUGAACGGAUAACUAUUAUUCCUGAAGGUGUGCCGUCUUUCUGCAGGAAUGUAUGAUUGCGAAUUAAACAACAAGGUAAAUGGUUUACAGACCAAAAAUUCACAUUCCGAUUUCGUUUGGUUAAUCUCAAUUAACGUUUCCAAAAACGAGGUAUAGAGUUAAUUGAAAACACUUCGCUGUAAAAGUAUUUGUGCAAAUUUAUGAACAGUCAACUUCAUUUUGUUUCAAAGCGUAGUAUAUACUGUUUCCUUUAUCAUUUAAGUCGCAGCACGUUUCUUUUUUUCGUAUAUUUAACACCGAUGCACUUGAAACAUGAAAAGGUGAUGAUUUUUCUCACUAUCUUCUAUAA